AAAUUGUUGAGAAAAGAUUAGUUUUCAACUUUACAUUUAUGGUUGAGUGGAGGAGUGGGGGAAGGAUAUGGUGCUGAGAAUAAGUGCUUCUUUAAUUAAGCUGUUUUUGAUUAGGUGGGAUCGGGUGCAAUAAUUUCUUCCCUACCCUGAAUUCAUGUCACUUACUAUCAAUACUAUACUAUCUCACUUCAAUAAUACAUGAAAGGAGACAACAAAGUAGCUGUCCUGCUUUCACUUCCAAACAUAAAUAUCCAUGUCAUGUUUUCCUACGAAAUUUCUUAAAACCACAAAACACUUCAACACAACUCACAAGAAUUCUGAGUUUUGCUACUGAAAAUAGUACUACCGACCUCAAGUUCGCUACACUGCUUAUCUUUUACGAGGUAUAGUCCGUUUUGGAUCCGAAACUAGAAACUACUAGUUAGUGUUUUAAGCUUAGAAUCCACAAUGGCGAUCCGUUUACAUCUACGCCUUCACCGUCUUUUGCUCGACGCGGAUUCAACUUCAACAAGUGACAUGAAUAGGCCAAGAGAAACUUUCACAGCCACAGGUGAUUCAAAUUUCGACACCACCAUGGUGUUUAUCUUAGCAGCUUUACUUUGUGCACUUAUUUUUGCAUUAGGACUUAACUCAAUUGUAAGGUGUGCUCUAAGAUGUAGUCACAGAUAUGCUUUCGAGACACCAGAUGAAACAAUUGCUCGUUUAGCUUCAAAGGGUUUGAAGAAGAGUGCUUUGCGUAAGAUCCCUAUAGCUGUUUAUGGUUCAGGAGGUAGUACUAGUUUUGCAGCUACAGAUUGUCCAAUUUGUCUUGGAGAGUUUGUGGAUGGAGAGAAAGUUCGAGUGUUGCCAAAAUGUAACCAUGGAUUUCAUGUAAGGUGUAUAGAUAGAUGGCUGCUUUCACACUCCUCUUGUCCUACUUGUAGACAGUCUCUGAUUGAGUAUCCAAAUCCAACUAGUUCUUCUGAAGGUUCAUCUUUAGUUGUGAAUGUUGUUGCUGUGGCUGCAGGAACCGCAAACCAGCGGCUUUAAAUCAAUGUCCGUGGUCGCAUUUACUUGAUAUUGCAUAGAAUCACGAUUGGUUUUAGAGACAUCAAAAACCUAGAUUACUUUUUCCGAAAUCCUGGUUUGUAGCCUUCAAGGUAUAACAUUAAAUCUUUUGAAUGUUUGUUGUCUGUAAAUAGAUUGAAAGGACCAUUGGGGUGACAUUUUGAAUAACUAGAUGAAACUUGGUUAAACUUCAGAACUAAAUUAAGUAGAAAAUUGUGUACUUUAACUUUUUUUGACUACUAUGUUACCUUGUUGUCAUAUUUUAUCUGAUGCGAUACUCUUAAUCUUAA
Lathyrus oleraceus (garden pea) is the source of this 1337-nucleotide messenger RNA. Its product is annotated as RING-H2 finger protein ATL74. The record is from RefSeq and is a predicted model, not a curated record. The coding region runs from base 448 to 1029 and encodes 193 amino acids. Lineage: Eukaryota; Viridiplantae; Streptophyta; Magnoliopsida; Fabales; Fabaceae. The transcript has a single exon. Gene Ontology annotation, biological process: protein ubiquitination. Gene Ontology annotation, molecular function: transferase activity.